Molecule: messenger RNA, 1070 nt
Organism: Zymoseptoria tritici IPO323
Lineage: Eukaryota; Fungi; Ascomycota; Dothideomycetes; Mycosphaerellales; Mycosphaerellaceae
Exons: 3
Coding region: 190-942 (250 amino acids)
Source: RefSeq, a predicted model, not a curated record
CUCUUGGCUCUGUCGAUCGAGUAAUAAUACUCCCUCGUCGUUUCGUCUGCUUCUCUUGAAACACGCACGAGCUUCGCUGCCCUCCUUCAUGGUCGUGCCCAACCUUUGCGACCAGAAUCAGAUCUGACGAGACGAACGACGCAACGACCCACACUCUUCAGCAAACGCCAUACACGAUACGAAGUGAACAUGCCCGUCUAUCUUCUACACGGGUUCCGCUGGCCACGACCUUUGAUCCGAAUCCACAUCAUCCUUCAAAACCUCGACGAUGCUGCAGCAGAAUGGCUUGUGGCUCCCGGUACAACGGAGACGAUGCUGGAGAACUUCCACGAGACUUUCCCAGACACCAUGAAGCACCUGCCAAACCUCCGCUUCGUUGAACAAUACGAUCCGAACGAUAUGUCGUCCUUGAGCCAACCUUACGCCUACGUGGCCGACAUUGUAGAAGAGGUGAAGCUGGGCUUGGACGUUGACGAGGUGAGAGGGAAGGAAGUGAGCGAUGAGCAGACAAAGGCAUUGGCCGCUGUACGGGACAAGUUGGCACCGGAAGUGCCGGUGGGAUGGUAUGUCGUUGUCUGCGGCGAUGAAGAACGAUUGGCUCCCGGGAAUGAGGAUGAGGCGGAGGAGGAAGCAGUGGAAGCAGGACAAGUGGAGGGGCAAGAAGUGAAGGGGGAGGAGACGGCGAGAGAAAGCAGUGUAGUUACGACAAAGUCUUUUGUAUUAGCGAAUGGUGCAAGCGGCGACGCGGAGAGAACAUCGAAAGCCAGCACGACCGCUGAUGAGAAGAAGCAAGCGUCAACUGUGCAAGCGUCGACCGUGGAACCUGAGCCGAAAGGACUUCGAAAGUUCUUCAGACGCAAGAGUCGUGCGACCUUGCAAAACCUUGGAUCGCCUGUGAAAGACCAGGCUGCACCCAAAGUCCCGUCAAGAGUACAGCCUUGACAAUCACAGCCGCCGGGUGGCGUCCAUGGCAGGGAGGGCAGUCUCCUGCAGGUCAACAUACCUGACUGCAAGUCGCUGCAAGUUGAAAUGCCUGAAAUGUCAGAAUCCAUCUCAGAGUUGUCCACAAG